UAAAUGGAACUUUUAGACUGCAGUACAAAGACAGAGACUUUGGAGAUGCACUCGUGAACUUGACAUCAGAACUUGAGGAUUUGACAACUGUCAAGGUCAUCCCAAUAACUGAUGAUUGCAGCGAAGGAUUUGAUAUCACUGCCUCUAAUGAGUCGAUGUGUACCCAAUCAGAUGACACAGAGCUCCUGUCCUCACCCUCCAGCACUGUCUCUACAAGAACUCAGUUGUGGCCAAGAGUGUUUCCAAUCCCAACAUUCUCUUAUGAAACUGAAAUACAUUUAGAAACAGGAAAUGCAGUGCAUAGGUCAAACAUGACAAGAUUGUCAAUGAGUUUUAAAUUAAAGUCAGAUAUCCUGGAAAAAGUAGCUGAAGAGAUGUUUAAGUACAAAGCCUACCCAACCGAUGCUGACUUCAGUGACGUGGCCCAAGCACUAAUCAAGAAGCACCCAUGCCUCUCUGAGACUGGUUCGUUCAACGGUUGCUAUGGGUGGAAGCAGCGCCUGAAAACUAAAAUGGGCAACUACCGUACUCAGCUGAAGGGCAUCGGGUGUUUUGAACUGCUUGUAAAUUCAUUCAAAUCCAAAGCCCCAGGAGAUGCAUUGCCAGCAAAGAAUGUCAAGAAACCUAUCAGAGGAGAGGCCAACCACAUUCCUGACAUUCCUACUGGAGAGACCUCAGACAAAUUGGAAAAUGAGAGACUGUCACUUUUAAGUGAGGUGAAGAAGAGAAACAAUCGUACAGUGAUAAAGUCGAAAAUGGACAAGACUUUUUCAGUGCGAAGACAAGAAAUUGUGGAAAAGGAAUUGGGAGUGGAAGAGUUGAAAGAGAGAUGGCCUGCAUUGUUCUCAGUGGAUGAGAUCAAUGCUGAAUUUACAAGAAUUACAACUGUGCCACUUCAACCGCGCUUCCUCGCUGCCUUGGACAAGCACUACGGCAGACUGAUGGAGAUCAUCAAAAAAAAGGGAGGAGUUAUCGGAGAGAAAACCCGGAACAUACUGAAAGUUCUUGAUCACGUAUGUACUUGCUUUGUUUACGACUUUGGAGUCGGAGAUUACCUGUUGAUCGAUGCACUACCUUAAUCGUUUUAGUUUCAAAGGUCUUUUAAAUGGUUUGCUCAAAGUGUGUGUACAUUAGGGUCUUGCAAAAAGUGCAAUAUUGCUCUUGACCAUCCGACCGCAUGUCAAGUGAGUGUGGCACAUUUCAUUUUUAUUUUAUUUUUUUCAUUAUCGAGAGUUGGAAAAAAAAUCAGUCUGAAUCUCAUUUCCCUUCUGUGUUCUGCAUUUAACAAUAAUUAGGUAUUUAAUUACUAUUAAAACGGUCAUCUUUGUCAUUUAAAAGCCAACAAUGUACCUUAUACAAGGACCUAAAAUAGUUUAUUUACAUAGCACUUAAAUCUGGAUCUUCUGAGUAAUAUCAAAUAAAAACAAUAAUUCAGCAUUUUCACUAUUGAGUCGAUAAUCAGGGGAAAUUCCUUAAUCGCAACAGCCCUAAAUCACUAUUUCUGUAACUCCAAGUGCCCAUUUUAUGCAUUGUAUAGUGUUGCCUCUACAGUGAAUUGUUCAAAUUGGACAGCAUCAUUUUGCAUUUUUAUAAUUUUGUGUGUUUGUGCUUUCACCUAGAGCCUUGAGGUGAAUCUAAAAAGAGUGUCUGCUUAAGUGCCUGAUUGUGUACCUUGGGGAAGAUGGGGACAACCUUAUCAAGGACUAUCUGGUUGUUCAGAAGGAUGAAGCUUGGUCCCAGCUUCAGAAGUGCAAAAUGGCAGUGUUUGUCUUCAGGGAGGAGGAGGAUUGCCUCCAGCCGCCACACGACAUUGGAGUUGUGAUCGAUGGUGAGGUCCUUAAUGGUUUGCAAUCAGUAGCGCAUGCAUGUGCCAUGUUGCUUGGGCUCAUUUAUGCUCUAAACUUGAGCUAUCCAAGUGAACUAAAACACACUUUUGAUGCUCUGCAAAAAAUCUUCAUGGAGAUAGAAGCCAAAAAGAUGACCCAGCGAGUGUGCACUCUGAGUCUUAAACUCUAAAUAUUGUUGUGCAUCUUAUGCACAAAGGGUUUAUCCCUUGUUAGCACUUUAUAAUAAGUGCACACUAUUUAGCAUUAGUAUAGCAAUGACAAACAAUGAAUUCAUCAUUUAUAAAGCAUUAUUCCAACAUGAAUACUCAUUAGUAACUCAUUCAUAAACACAGUUCUAAAUGUUUCAUUAAGCUUGGGUUUCAUACUUUAUGAAUGAUAGAUUCCCCAUUUGUAAAUGAAGUAUUCAGGACUUUUAUAUGAUUGAUAAGAUACUUUGUAAAGUGUUAGGAAAUGAUACACAAUACUUAAUUUACAAAUGGGGAAUCCAUCAUUUAUAAAGUAUAAAACACAAGCUUAUUAAUCAAGAAUGAAACAUUUAUAACUGUGUUUGGGAAUGAGUUACUAAUGAGUAUUCAUGUUGGAACAAUGUUUUAUAAAUGAUGAAUUCAGUGUGUAUUCAUGCUUUACUAAUGCUAAAUAGUGUGUACUUAUUAUAAAGUGCUACCCUUCUUUGUUAUUAUAGUCUCUCAUGUUAAAGGACGGAUGUAAAAAAACACAGUAAUGGCAUUCAAAUUGUCAUGUUUAAAUGGAGCCAUAUUGUAAUCGUAUUGUUCAUGUUAAGAUUUAUGUAGAUCUUUUGAAGUCUAUAUUUUUGUUAUAGUUUAAACUAAAUUAGACACUGAUUGUAACAAUGUUUUAUAUUCUAGCAUAUUUUGCGUUUGUUUAUGGUAAACCUUUUAAGUUGUAUAAAAGCAACAUGAAAAUGUAUAUUCUUCUACAUUCAGCAACUUUUUUCCUUUGGACUAAAUUAAAUAUAUUAUUAAUUGCAAUGUACUAAAACCAAAAUGUAAUUUAAGAUUAAUAAAAUGACCUGUAACAAAUUAGUGUUUCAAUUAGUUAAGUCCAAAGUAAAAACGGUGCUUGUAUGUAAUAGAAAAUAUAUAAUUGUCUUUCUUUUUUUUUCAAAUUGAAAAAUAAAGUUGUUUUAAUGUAAAACAAACAAACAUG
Messenger RNA from Pseudoliparis swirei, 3014 nucleotides. RefSeq lists its product as uncharacterized. Bases 156 to 1079 code for a protein of 307 amino acids. The record is from RefSeq and is a predicted model, not a curated record. The transcript has 3 exons. NCBI's taxonomy places the organism in Eukaryota, Metazoa, Chordata, Actinopteri, Perciformes, Liparidae.